AGAUUAAAGAACAUGACAACACGUCUCAUUCAUCUGCUGCAGUGCGCAUGGAUCCUCUCAAGUUAUACUUUCACUUUCAUUCGUGACACAACGGUUUCUUAAUGCACCAGUACACUGGAUACCAACCGCUGUGAAACAAGAAGAAGAAGAAGACACAAUAGCCUCGGGGUUUCUGAAAAGAAAUAACAUAGCACUUUGUUUCAACAUCUGCAUUUUAUUUUUAUUUUUUAUUUUUUUAGAAAACCUAAUGAAAAUGAAGCUGCUCUUUAUUUCGCCCUUAUUGUUCUGCUGUUUGCUCGACCAUGGUGCAUCUGGCGUUGAUACAGACAGAGUGACAGUGUCUGUGAUGGAGGGAGAUUCAGUCACUCUACACACUGAUGUUAAAACAAACCAACAAGACAGAAUUAGAUGGUAUUUCAAUGACACUCGCAUCGCUCAAAUCUCUGGAGAUCUCCGUAACAUCUGUACAGAUGUUCAGUGUAAUGGAGAUACUGAGAGAUUCAGAGACAGACUGAAGCUGGAUCAUCAGACUGGAUCUCUGUCCAUCAUGAACAUCACAAACACAGACUCUGGACUCUAUAAACUACUGUUAAGCAGCAUCAACUUCAACAAUGAAAAUAGCUUCAGUGUUACUGUACAUGGGGAGUCAUGUUUAAAAGGUACCCUUGUACAUAACCCAAAUGGUUUAAAGACAUGGUAUUUUAAUGACACUCUCAUCGCUGAAAUCACUGGAGAUCUGCGUAAGAUCUGUACAGAUGUUCAGUGUAAAGAGAGAUUCAGAGACAGACUGAAGCUGGAUCAUCAGACUGGAUCUCUGACCAUCACAAACACCAGAACCACAGACUCUGGAGAAUAUAAACUAAAGAUCAUCAUAAGGAGCUUCAGCUUCAAGACAUUCAGUGUUACUGUCACUGCUGCUGUUUUUACAAACCCACCAGAUUACAUCUUUAUCAAAUAA
Cyprinus carpio (common carp) is the source of this 958-nucleotide messenger RNA. RefSeq lists its product as uncharacterized. NCBI's taxonomy places the organism in Eukaryota, Metazoa, Chordata, Actinopteri, Cypriniformes, Cyprinidae. The coding region runs from base 248 to 958 and encodes 236 amino acids. The record is from RefSeq and is a predicted model, not a curated record. The transcript has 4 exons.